GAGGAGCUCCUACUGAACACGCCCCCCCUCCCCCAUUCUUCCUUCUGUGCUCGACAGCGUCCAGUCGUUUCAACGCGAAUCUUCUCUGUUGCUUGCCGUACUUGCCUGUCCUCUGCUGCGCCUCAUUCGCCUGCUCCCCUUCCCCCCACCCCUGCAUCUGUGUCUGCACAGUUCGAGUGGGCGAACAGAGAAACCCCCAUCCCGGCCCCUACCAAUUGGGAAUUCUUCUUGAGGGGGUGACCGUGCGAUUUUCCACUUCCAUAUCGAAGCCAAAGUUCUUCCAUCAACAGCAACUAUGGCCCAAGUGGUUCUCGGGGGCGUUGUGGAGUCUGUCACCGGACAACUUGUUUCCCUCCUCUCCCAGGAGUUCGGACUAGCGUGGGGUGUCAAAGCUGAGCUCGUGAAACUCCAGACUACUGUCUCUAUCAUCGGUGGUGUGCUUCGCGAGGCUGACAAGAGACGAGUUGAGGCUGAGGAUGUGAAGGAAUGGCUUAAGAACCUGAAAGUGUUGUUCGACGAUGCGGAUGACCUGUUAGAUGAAUUCUCUACUGAGGCUUUCAAACGUCGGAGAGUGAUGGGAGGAGGUAAGGGGAUCCUUAAUGAGGUGCGUAUCUUUUUCUCCUCUUCCAACCAGCUCCUUUAUGCCAGUAAGAUGGCUCAACGAGUCAAGGAGAUUAGGGAGAGGAUCGAUGCAAUUUGGAAUGAUAGAAGCGCCUGUUUUCAGCUCGAGGGAAAUAUUAAUCUUAUGGGGAGUUUGGUAGAGAAUCUAAAUGGGCGGGAAACUUACUCAUUUGAGCCUGAAAUGUAUGUGGUUGGACGAGAUAAGGACAAGAAGGAAGUUAUCGAGUUCUUACUCAAUCCUGAUUUUGAGGAGAAUGUUAGUGUCCUCUCAAUAGUGGGUGUGGGAGGCCUAGGGAAAACGACAUUAACAAGACAAGUAUAUAAUGACAAGAGCGUGGAGGAACAUUUCGAGAUGAGGCAAAUUUGGGUCUGUGUGUCUAUCAAUUUCAAUGUGGAGCAUAUUCUGAGGAAGAUAGUACGAGAGUGCACCUCCAACAAAGAAGAUAUUGCAAAUCUCGACAUGAAUGCGUUGCGAAAAAAGCUGGGAGAAUGGAUUGAUGGAAAGAAGUUCUUACUUGUUUUAGAUGACGUGUGAAAUGACAACCGGUCUGAAUGGUUGAAACUUCAAGGAUAUCUCAUGAGCGGUGCCAAAGGAAGUAAGAUAUUGGCGACCACUCGCUAUACUCGGGUGGCGGACACUAUGACUCGCAAAUUUCAUAAAUUGAGUGGCUUACCUGACGAUGAUUCGCUCUGUUUGUUGAUGCGAAUGGCAAAGAAGGAGGAGCACGAGUGGAAAAAUCAAAAUCUAGAAAAGAUUGCGAGAGAAAUUGUGAAGAAGUGUGCGGGAGUUCCCCUUGCAAUUAAGACGAUUGGGCGAUUGUUAGCGUUCUCUGGAACUACCGAAGAAGAUUGGUUGAAUUUUAAGGAUAGUGAUUUAUCUUCGAUAAAUCAAGAAGAAAGUGACAUUAUGCCUUCGCUUAAGUUGAGUUACGAUUUUUUGCCAUCGCA
Messenger RNA from Punica granatum (pomegranate), 1569 nucleotides. The record is from RefSeq and is a predicted model, not a curated record. NCBI's taxonomy places the organism in Eukaryota, Viridiplantae, Streptophyta, Magnoliopsida, Myrtales, Lythraceae.